Molecule: messenger RNA, 1107 nt
Organism: Pteropus alecto (black flying fox)
Lineage: Eukaryota; Metazoa; Chordata; Mammalia; Chiroptera; Pteropodidae
Gene: FAM89A
Product: family with sequence similarity 89 member A
Exons: 2
Coding region: 42-299 (85 amino acids)
Source: RefSeq, a predicted model, not a curated record
UCUUUUCUCUGCCCUCUGAGGUCGGCCUCCGACAGCUGGACAUGUCGCUGCUGUGCCAGCUGUACAGCCUCUACGAGUCCAUCCAGGAGUACAAGGGCGCGUGCCAGGCCGCGUCCAGCCCCGACGGCGCGGACGCGCUGGAGAACGGCUUCUUCGAUGAGGACGAGGACGAGAUCCAGGGCCAGAGCCCCCUCUGCGAUGGGAGGGUCUGCGAUGGGAGGGGGCGCGGCCCGCCGGGGGCCCUGUCCCUGCCUGCCUGCACCCUCACCAGCAGCGACUGGAUCCUGGAGUCCAUCUAGCCGGUCUCAGGACAGAGGCGACCCUCAGCGCCAGACGCACUGCCCGCCUCCGCUUCUCCUGCAGGAAGGCCCCCUGCUCUGCACUGGGGCGGUCCCUGGACACGGGGGACCAGUGCUGCCAGCUUCUCUCGCAGGCGGGGGACCCCGGGACACCCUGCGCAGUCCGCACUGAUGGCCGGUUUCUGCGUCCGUGGUGCGGAGGUGCCGAGUGGCCUCCGUUGUGGCACCGACGCUCCAGCAGGGGCUCCUAAGGAAAACAGGCAGGGGGGGCCUCCGAGAAGGUCCUCCCGGCAUUUCCUGAGUGACAGCACCUAGCUGGAUACGUCCUGGCGGACGGGCCACGGGCGGCGCCCUCUGCGUGGGUCCGUCUCCCGUCUGCGGUGGACCGGGCUGGCCUCCCACGCCGCCCUCCUCGGUGCCUGCUGCGGCUGCUCCCGCUUUUCCGUGAGCUUUCCAGCCUGGCCGUGGCGGCACUUGACUCACCUUCGUCACCGACCAGGCCCCGUGCUGAAGAACGUCCAGGUCACACCAAGCAACUGCGACCUCUUCGCCCGUCAGAAAAGCGCACCGUUCUCUGCUCGUCAGACUCAGGAGCACAGUGCGCAGAGGCGUCGAGGGCGGGAAGCAGCGUCGGCCCCUGUGCCGUGGCAAAGGCUGCGUGUUUAGCUUCCGAGCGUGCGGCGGUGCACGCGACACCGACCCCACCCGGUCGCCGGGGAUCACCUUGAGCCUUAAUGUAUUUAUUGAAACCCUUUGUGAACACUUUACACUUGGUAGGUUAAAAAUGAGGAUAAAACGCUAAACUCUC